Messenger RNA from Sungouiella intermedia, 2541 nucleotides. The record is from the annotation of a GenBank genome assembly. NCBI's taxonomy places the organism in Eukaryota, Fungi, Ascomycota, Pichiomycetes, Serinales, Metschnikowiaceae.
AUGCAAUACGUGGGAAAGGUUGGUGACUACGUCUACAACCAAUGGAAUUCGUUGAAUCCGGCCACUCUUUCAGGUGCCAUAGAUAUCAUUGUCAUCGAGCAACCAGAUGGAACCCUUCACACCUCUCCAUGGCACGUUCGUUUUGGCUUGUUCCAAAUUAUCAAGCCGCUGCAGAAAAAGAUCGACUUGUAUGUCAAUGACAUCAAGACAGAUUUGCCCAUGAAGUUGGGUGAAGGAGGAGAAGCCUUCUUUGUGUUUGAGACCGAUGCUGACGACUUGGCUCUGUCCUUAAUGACUUCCCCCGUUGUCAGUGCUGAAAACUCUCCCAAUUCGUCGCCACUGACAUCUCCGAGAGCAUCAUUUUCAGGUACAUCGGGUAAGAAUGAACCGGAUGAUUUGGAUUUGAACGAGGAAAUCAAACUCACCGCCGAGGACCUCGAGGGUAAGAUUAAACUCGACAACUCGCCUCCGCCAGCAAUGUCUUCUGCGGGAUCCAGAAGCGGUACACCAACACUGAUUCUGCGACUAGCAUUUGAGAGAGCCAAGAAAAUUACUCAGCAACUCAAUAUUCCCUCUAAAAUUGAUGUAAAUGGCGACAUGGUCCUAGACAUGGAUGGUUACAAACCUAACUCUCAGAAGAAUAUCGACGAAUCUGAUGAACUUGUGCACAAGGUCUUUUUGAAGGAGAUGAACAGUCUUUUGGAAGGCAAGGAACCCAUGGUGGAUCAUGAUAGGGAACAAGAAGCCGAUGAAGAGUACAGUUUACUCCACAGUGUCAUCACCAAGGACAAGGAUGGAAACAUCCGUAUUGUGAAUAAAGAUCCUGAAUAUGGACCGACCGAUUCAGAUCUUAUUGACUCCGAGAACUUAACUUUCCCUGAUGAAACCGUCGAAUCUAACCAGGAGAGUUCAAGCAUUCCAGAUGAGAAUUCCAAAACCUAUUUUAAAACAUUGAGAUUGACGUCUGAACAGUUAUUGAGCAUGAAGCUUCACUAUGGUAAGAAUCAGUUGAAGUUCAAGCUGACCUCGGGUUCCGCUGAAAUCCUUUCUGACUUAUAUCUUUGGAAGUCCACCACACCAAUCGUUAUUUCAGAUAUCGAUGGUACCAUCACCAAGUCCGAUGCCUUGGGCCAUGUACUCAACAUGAUUGGUAGAGAUUGGACUCACCCAGGUGUUGCUAAAUUGUUUCAGGAUAUUAGCAUGAACGGCUACAACAUUCUAUACUUGACGGCCAGAUCUGUUGGUCAGGCCGAUACAACCAGACAGUAUCUUGAUAGUAUCCUUCAAGAAGGCGUAAAAUUGCCGAAGGGCCCAGUUAUCCUCAGUCCAGAUAGAACCAUGGCAGCUUUAAAAAGAGAGAUCAUCUUAAAGAAACCAGAAGUUUUCAAAAUGGCAUGCUUGCGUGACAUCAAGAGCUUAUUCUUUUCUCCACAGUCUCCUUUGACCCAAGAUGACAUUGAAGAUGAUCGUACCCCUUUCUAUGCUGGAUUCGGCAACAGAAUCACAGAUGCUAUCAGUUACAGAAGUGUUAAGAUUCCUCCUCAUCGUAUCUUCACCAUCAACCCUAAUGGAGAAGUUCAUAUGGAGUUGUUAGAGCUCGCGGGGUACAAGUCUUCCUAUUUGCACAUAGGAGAAUUGGUUGAUCAGUUCUUUCCUCCAUUAAAGUUCAUCAGUGCUUUCAAUAAUUACUGGAACGAAGACCAACUCAAUCAAUACAUGGAAAAGAAGGAUUCCAGCGAGCGUGGAAUUGCCCCUGUGCCUGGAUCGCCCCGUUCGAUUGAUAUUCCGGGCUCUCCCAGAAGUGUGACAAGCUUCCACGAAGAGUCAGUGUACAGAGCGGAUGAGAAAUACACCGAUUUGAAUUAUUGGAGGGAUCCUAUCCCUAGCAUGAGCGAUUUCAGUGACUUAGAGGAUGAUGAGGCAGAGCCUGAAGAGCUUAAGUCUACACCCUCGUCGCCAAAGGUUGGAUAUUCUAGUGUUCCAGCAUCACCAUCGCAGUUGUCAGUAAACUCCAGUUCCAGCAGUAGACUGCUGCCAAAAGUGAAGGAAAGACCAACCUCAGGUUCAUUUGCAUCUCCUUUGAAAAGUUUCAUGAUGCGUGGAACGACGAGAACUCAAGAACCGAAGGCUUUAGAUAUUCCAUUGAGUUCUCAAAAAGCCAAUUUGCUAGAUGAUGACGACGACUAUGAUGACUACACAGAUGAUGAUUACGAUGACUACACUGAUGGGCAGGAGGACAUCGACGAUGAUGAUGAGGAAGAUGACGAGGAAGAUGCAGAUGACUAUGAAGAUGAUGACGAUGACGACGAUAACGAUGAAGAUGAAGACGACGAGGAAGAAUUUGAUGGAGAGGAUGUUGACGAAGAACCUUCAUACAGUUACGACAUAGACUUCGAUGAUGAUGAUAUUGAUGAAGACGACGCACUUCCCAAAGCAUCUCCAAGAGCACAGGCAUACGCACCCAACAGCCCACCUCCUGAGACAGACAGUGACGUUAUCGUCUCCAAAGCAAGCGACGUUUUGAAGAAGAUAUUCGAUUAG